Messenger RNA from Zootoca vivipara (common lizard), 1410 nucleotides. It is a transcript of the gene CLEC3B, whose product is annotated as C-type lectin domain family 3 member B. Gene Ontology annotation, biological process: bone mineralization; ossification. Lineage: Eukaryota; Metazoa; Chordata; Lepidosauria; Squamata; Lacertidae. The record is from RefSeq and is a predicted model, not a curated record.
UCCAGUCCCUGCGUUGCUUACCGAAUAAUCUGGAACUUGUUUCUUGGCCAGACCUUUUUGGUUAAAGCCCAUGUUAAGAAGCUUGACUCAGGGCAGCUCAAAUUCACUUCAGCUCCUCCACUCCCUUUGAGAACAGCAGCCGGAGAACGAUGGAGCUCCGAGGAGUUUGCCUUCUGGUGUGCCUCUUUUCUGUGGUACAAUUGACAACUCAGCAGAACAUCAGACCCAAGAAAAAGCCAGAGAAAGAUGUUGUAAGCCUCAAAAUGUUUGAAGACCUGAAGGAGCAGUUAGAGAAUAUCUCCCAGGAGGUGACUUUGCUAAAGGAAAAGCAAGCGCUUCAAACAGUUUGUCUGAAAGGCACCAAGGUCAACCUGAAGUGUUUCCUGGCUUUUCCCAGUGCGAAGACCUAUCACGAAGCCAGCGAAGAUUGCAUUUCUCAAGGCGGCACCCUCAGCACUCCUCAGACAGGAGAUGAAAACGACGCUCUGUACGACUACAUGAGAAAGAGCAUCGGGGCUCAGUCAGAGAUCUGGCUCGGCAUCAACGAUAUGGCCGCCGAAGGGAGAUGGGUGGACAUGACAAGUACCAGCAUUCGCUUCAAGAACUGGGAAACGGAGAUCACCACUCAGCCUGAUGGUGGGAAACUGGAAAAUUGUGCCACGUUGUCGGGGGUGGCCACUGGCAAGUGGUUUGACAAGAGGUGCAGAGAUAAGUUGCCAUAUGUCUGCCAGUUCAUGAUAGUUUAACGGUGGGACUCCUGCUGUGGAAGAGGAGGUCAAGGCGUUCCACUUGGCCCCAGGAACAGAGCUGCAAGAAAAUAUGCAACUCAUACAUACCCUCAUAUACUCUUGGCAGAUAAACACAUGGCUUGGCAAAACCUAUGCUGCAUUUUAAUUGGCUAAAAACUACAUUCCGCUCAGUAGCAGCUACGUUUUUCUCACCGAGGCAUGAGUUAUAGAUAUCUAUAUUUUUACAUCCAAAGCCUAAUAGGAUGACUUCAUUAGUCGACAGCGUUUCAACUUUGCCAAAAUAAUACAAUCUUUAAGACUCAUUAGUUGUUCGUCGCAUGUACUCUUCCAGCCGACCCUUUUUCCUUCCUGCUGAUUGCACCAAAUUAAACCAGCUUUUGCAGAAUUGUCCUUAUUAUCAUCUUUGGGGAUGCCAAACCGAAAGUGCUUUAGCACAGCUGCCUUUCAUUAAAUGUUAUAGCUCCUCAUGGGCAAAUUAACCCAAAUAAAUCCAUCGCACACCUUUUGUUCCACUGAAAUAAGAGUUCAGUAGAAUUGUCUCAGCCUCAGUUAUAAUACUGGACAAUGCUGGUGUAAAGAGGAAGGGGGGGAGGUGCUAUCGAGAGCUUUUACUCUGUUGUGCAGAAAAAUAAAGAUAAUUUUUUUAUUUUAAAAAAGAACG